Messenger RNA from Styela clava, 1763 nucleotides. The record is from RefSeq and is a predicted model, not a curated record. Lineage: Eukaryota; Metazoa; Chordata; Ascidiacea; Stolidobranchia; Styelidae.
UGAAGAAUGCGGUGGUUUAUUAGGGUGCAGCCAUCCAGGUAUCAGUUUUGUCGAAAUUUUACAAAUAAUUACUUUACAACUAGGUUUUAGAUUGUUUUACAUGUGAAACUUGUUAUAUAUAUAUAACUAUGAUAGCGAGACAAUACUGGAAAUCGGUUUUCGCAUCGAUAUUGCUUUUUGAGAUGACCGUGGUCAAUUGUAUAGAGUGCCAACAAGGAUAUGAAGUAACAACUACUUCGUCACAUGUAAGUGGUCUGAGAAGUAUAACCACAGGAAACUGCACAGAGUGGACAGGCUCAAAUCCCGUGUGUUUUCGGAUUGAAUCAUCUGCCAGUAUUUCAUUUAACGGGUUACCAAUCAGUGGAGAGGCCAUGUAUAGUGGAUGUCACCCUCGUAUCAACUGCACUGAACAAACUUGCGGCCAAUAUAAAAAACUAAUACUCCAAGAAUUGCAAGCGUCGAGCUUUGGCAGUAGUAUUUCAGACAUUGACAUCACAACGUGCUCUGUUGGAUGCUGCAACACCAACAAAUGCAAUGAAGAUUACAUUAACAUGAUGGAUCUACUGGGACCUGUGGUACUUACAACUACAGCUUUAGAGACAACCGACGCUGCAAAGUUUUCUACUGAAGGUUCCUUUAGCGUAAUAGAGGAUGCAUCAAAAACGCCGAUUUCGACACCAACGGCUGGACAGGAACAAACAACAUCCGGCACUGAUAUAAUUUCAUCUUCCUUUGUUCUCUAUAUAUUGGCUCUACUUUGCUUAAUAUGCUAAGUUUUGAAACAUUAAUUGACGUAUCUCACUUAUGCAAAGAGCGAGAAUAAUUGUGUAAACCCCGUCUACAUCUUUAGUUAUGAAAGACAUAUUCUAUUUGCAGAUCAUACUUAGUCUAGCAAAUGGUUAUUGUUCAAAUUUUACAAUCAUGGUUUGAGAAUAUUUAUUUUUUUGCAGUUUAGAUAACACUUAGCAAGAUGAAAUUUCAACACUUACGACUAAAAACUAGGCAGGUCACAAAUCUGAAUUGUAUGAUCUAAAUCAGGGGUGGCCAACCUGCUUUGACCGCGAUCGACUAAAAUCUUCAAAAUAGCUUGCGGUCGACUGACUGAUCGGUAAUGAGGUCAUACACAAAAACGAAUGGAUACUGAACACACAGAUAACUGCGGACACACAUACGAAACAUUUCACCACUAUCAAUAAACUCGGCUUUGUGGGCGCAUUUUUAAUGAAAUCGGCACAAAAUUUGUAUUUUAUUGUUCAAAUUAAACAUAUCGUUCAAAGUUUAAACGUAUUUCAUCCAUGCUACGCGAAGAUAUAGUUGUGGUUGUCCGUAUCUUUCAUAAUUUAUUCCGAACAUGGUAUCAUAAAGUAUUAAUAAAUGGGAUCGUAACUUGUUCGGUUGACAAAGCCUUUGUAAUUUAGCGUUUUCCGUUCGUUGUCCCAAUAAAAACAAAUUUAUCCACCGUGUUGUAUUCAAAAGGGUACCAAAUACUUUAGGUUAAAAUAAGACGUAAUAAACAACAUAAUUUUUGGAAAUUUUGUUUCAUUAUGUGUUCGUGUGUAUUUUAACAUUAAGAAAUCUGAUGCGUCAUUUUAUAGCUUUUUACAAAGCUAUUUUUGGAAAAGCAAUCCGGGCUCCCGAAGUUUGCGAACCAAGAUGGCGGACAUCGGAACGUAACAUGGGUAACAGGUUAGGGUUAGGCGAUAAUUUUUUUCCAAUUUUCCUUAUUUUAGUCCUAUUAUCAGUUCGAAGACUAGCCAAGAGCC